ACAGAUUCAAAAUGCAGGUGAAGAUUUAUUUUAACUUCAAAAAUCAAAAAUGCCUCAGACAGAGGAUCCAAAAAUAUAAAAGAAAAAGCACUGAAUAAAACGGGUAAUUCAGGCAGCAGUAACUAGUACUGGACUGUAGUACAAUAUAAUGUCCACAAGGUGGCGGACUCGUGGAGGUGGUGAGUUUCCAGGCUUCGUGGGCGGAGCAGCCGGAAGACGAGCAGCUGCCGGUGGCCGGAUGUCGGCAGACGAUGGAGUCCGAGCGCCACAAGCAAUGACACCGAAGAUAGCCUGACGGGGCAGAAGAGAGAUGAGCAGAGAGGGCGAACGAAAACCGAAACUAAUCUCUAUGGAGCCAGAUAGAUACACAAGACAGGACAGGACAGGACAAACGCGGGUCUAGAGCGAGUGAGCUCGCGAAACACACAAGACGGUCUGACAAAGACAAGGAGGCAAGCGAGAAUUAAAUAGAGGAGAAGAUCAAGGAGCUACAGGUGACAAUCAUUGCUUAAUAAGUGAAUAACAAGGAGGUGGGGAAAAGGAAACGCUGACGGAAGAGCACAUGGCGAACUGUCAAAACAAAGAGCAUGUGCUCCGUGACGAAACAUGAAGGCGACACGCAAGAAAACAAAAUCACAAACAGAAUGUAAGAGACAUCCUUACAGCAACAUCCUGUGGCAGCAGUAUUGUGGAUGCCAUUGAAAAAAGCAACUGCAUUUCGCUUAAAGAAAGACAAUCGAUGGUUCGUAUUUUGGUUUCACAUCUAAUUGAGCGCUUUGGAGAAAAUCCAAGUGGAGCAACAAAAGUCACCUUGGCUUCGUCAAUAGUCGAACAAUUUCCAUGCCUUAAGGAUUGCCAGGGUAAAGGCUAUGAGGCAUGGUUCAGUCCAGGUAGAUUUCACAGACCUGCCACAGGCUUCCUUGAAGAGCGUCUUCGGAAUGUGCGCAAAAAGAUUAGAAGAGGAAGACAAAAGCCAGUUUGUUCAGACAACCCAAGAGACAGCAGUAAUUUUACUUUGCCUGAUUCGAAUGUGGACUUGGAAAGAGCAACUCAAAUGAUAGAGUGGCUCAGAAAUAAUAUCUGGCCAGCAAGUCAGGUCGAGCAGUACAUGAAAGAAACAGCGAUUCAAAGGGCAAAAUGGAUUCGUGACGAUGGAUCCAAAACGAUAAUGGAAAUAGCCAAAGAGUAUCCACGUCUUCUCGACACUCCAGGCAUGAUAUCCCAGGAUUUUUUAAUUUUGAAUCCAGACUGUGCUUCAAAACUCACAGAAAAUUGGGUACCAGUGUUUAAGGAUAAGAUUCUUCAGGUUGCCAGCAAACAAAAACAAGCUCUUAAACUACUUCACGACAUAGAAACAAUGUCAGCAGAGAGACAGAGUGACAUCGCCAUGUAACUCCUUCCUGUAAUCCUUCCAACGCAUGUGUACAAAGAAAAACGUUCAAACCCACUUUCCUAGAAACCAGGAAAGCCUUCAUUGACAUACAGCCUAUUGGGACCAAUAUGGCUGAAUACCUUCGUUCAAAAGAGUCCAUUGAAUCUCCUUACGUGCUCAUGCUUGGAGACAACCACAACUUUCAAGACUUUGCUAUAAUAAAUGGCACAGCACUUGAGCAAAGCACAUUACUUGCUGCAGUGGACAUUUGCUUUAAAGCAUUUUACAUUUUUGACGUGAACUACCCCAAGCAGUGUUCCCUGGUGUGGCAGUUUCUACAGACUGUGGUGUAUGGACUUCCUGGGGAGGAGACACCGGCAGUAAGAGUUCUGCGAGCAUUCAUUUUUGCUGAAAAACAGUAAUAAUACUGUAACCUUACCGCUUUCUUGGUUUUUGUGUACUUCAACUUGUACUCUGUUACUUCUACAGUCUACUCUGUUUCUUCUACUUCUAUCAGUUACAUUACUUCAGUUUCUUGAAUCGUACUGCGAUUAAUUGUAUUGAUGACCUAUUGUGACAUUUUUUGUCACAUGGUAUGUUAAUGUGAUGCAUAUAAAUGUUUGUGCACGUUAUGAAAUGGUUCCAUACUUUAAAUGUUUUUUCUUAGAAGUAAGUUUGACUUCAGUCAGUUUUAUGCACUUUCAUUAUUCUAAAUAUUUUUCCUCUACAAUGCAGUUAGAUUGCAACUUUUUUACGGAUGUUUGCACAUGAUUGUAAAAGUUUUGAAAUAUUUACCUAUUUAAAAUUUUCUAUUUUAAAUUGUUUUCUUUUUUCCUAAUCUAAACUUUUUUUUUCCUUUGGUGCCUUUUUAUUAUUAUUAAUUCUACAUUACGUUCUUUCUACAUUAAAGUUGAUGAUUUAUAUAUGUUAGGAUAUGUAGAUGUUUGUGUACACAUUUGUAUUUUUCAGUGAAUCUUCUGUCAAGAUGUUUUUUUUUCAUUAUUCUGCAUUUAUUUUUCCUCUACUCUGCACUUACAUUGCAAUUAAUUCUUACAGAUGAUUGAUGCAAAUGUUAUGAAAAGUUUUUAUAUUUCAAAUUUCUUUUUCUUAAGUUAUUUGUCUGACUUAAGUCAGUGUUUUUGUUAUGCAGUUUGAUACAUUUUCUUAAAAAAAUCUUAAUGCUAAGGUGAAUAUGUUUCAAAUCCAGAUGGACACAUUUUUACAUCUUUUGUCAAAUAAAAUUCUAUUUCUGAAGUAUG
This is a messenger RNA of Danio rerio (zebrafish), 2631 nucleotides long. The record is from RefSeq and is a predicted model, not a curated record. NCBI's taxonomy places the organism in Eukaryota, Metazoa, Chordata, Actinopteri, Cypriniformes, Danionidae.